CAAGAUCUGAACUCCUGUAUAUAUGAGCCAGCCUAAAACCACACAAGCUUGUUUAUAUCUGUUUCCCUCUUAAGGCUUGAACUCCUCUCCCACCCACAUCCUCCUUUUUCCAAAAACAAUCUGCAUCUACUGCCAGAACAAGAGAGAAAAUGGAUCAAACUGAGUUCAACAAACGACAAACCUUGGCUCAAUUCAUGAUCAGCGUUCAAUUUCUAAAGAAGGUGACACAGUUGCUACUUUCAGUUUCAGUGUUUUCUUUCUUCUUUUCUCACUCGUAUUUGAUUUCGUUCCCCCAGUCGUUCAACUUCUACUUCUCUACAUUCCCUUUCCAACUAUUUAGCCACACAAUAGACAAAAACUCCAUAUUCCUCCUUUGCAACGGACUCCUAGUUUUCCUUGCAAAAUACUCCGGCCUGACAAGAUCUUUGUCCGGGUCUACUUAUAAUGAUGAGUAUUCAUUCGAGAGUGAAGGAAACGGUUUGCAACCCGAAUCAUCAAUAUCAGAGAGCAAAAAGACACUACUGGAGAAAGAGGUUAUGGUCGAAGACAUCGGUACAGCAGGGAAUGUUGCCCUGGAACAAGAAAGAGAGAGGAAGUAUUUGAUCAAAGAAUUGGAAAAGGAAACUGAAAAGUCAGCUGCGAAGGAAGGAGGAGGAGGAGGAGGAGGAGGAGGAGAAAACAGGUUUUCUAAUUCAAAAGAAGAAGUUGGAAUAUUUGUCUUAGAAAAUGAAGAGGAACAAAAUGAGACAGUAGCUGGCUCAUUUCUUGAAGAAGAAGAUGAAGACGGAGGAAAUGGGAUGUUGAGUACAGAAGAAUUGAACAAGAAAUUUGAAGAUUUUAUUAAAAGGAUGAAGGAAGAAAUUAGGAUUGAAGCUCGAGAACAACUAGUUAUGGUUUAGCUUUUAUCUUUACUCACAAUAAUCUGUAUCUCUUAUAAUGUUUCUGAAUCAUAAGUUCCACUACUUGUUCACCCUGUUUCUGUCAAUUAGCUGUAUGUGAAUUUACUCUAGGAAAUCUCCUCUUCUCUCUUACCUUUUACUCUCGAUCUCUUCUUACUUCUUUCUUGCUGUAGUAUAAAUUACUGUAAAUUGAAUAUCAAGUUUAUAGUCUUAUUGCAACCA
This is a messenger RNA of Juglans microcarpa x Juglans regia, 1121 nucleotides long. RefSeq lists its product as uncharacterized. NCBI's taxonomy places the organism in Eukaryota, Viridiplantae, Streptophyta, Magnoliopsida, Fagales, Juglandaceae. Bases 150 to 899 code for a protein of 249 amino acids. The record is from RefSeq and is a predicted model, not a curated record. The transcript has a single exon.